Molecule: messenger RNA, 4883 nt
Organism: Menidia menidia (Atlantic silverside)
Lineage: Eukaryota; Metazoa; Chordata; Actinopteri; Atheriniformes; Atherinopsidae
Source: the annotation of a GenBank genome assembly
UGUGUGUGUGUGCGUGCGUGUGCGUUGUGUGGAAUAUAACAGCGCUGCGCCAUCAGUUUGCGUCCGAGUCGUGUCCAGAGGUGCACGAUGGUGCGGAGUCAUUGAUAAAAAAAUAAGAAAUAAAUUAAAAAAAUCCGUUUCCUCUGGAAUUAAAAUGAGCUCUCCUGCUGAGCGGCUCUCCUCCUCCUCAUAGCGCUGCCCCCUCUCAGCUCCAGAUCUGUUUUUUUCCGGCACAAGAAGCAGGAUGACUACUACAGCAUCGCUGGUGAUUUUGUGCGCGUUGGUGACAUUAACGUCGGCGUCCAAGACGGAGCGGGCCGUGCUGGUCCACUGUGACUCCGGCCAGUACACCUCCAGCGGGGAAUGCUGCAAGGAGUGCCCACCUGGGGAAGGAGUGAAGAAGAAAUGCGGCACCACUCAGACUGUGUGCACUCCGUGUGUGGACAGUGAGACCUUCUCGGAGAACUACAGCCACACGGAGCAGUGCAGGCCGUGCACGCUGUGCACGGGCCUGAUGCGGAUGGCCACGCCCUGCACCGACUCCAACGACGCCCGGUGCGAGUGCAACUACAACUACUUCUUCAGCCGGGUGUCGGGCCGCUGCGAGCUGUGCACGGUGUGCCCGGUGGGCCAGGGCGUGUACUCCCACUGCGACCACAACCACGACACGGUGUGCGAGGAGUGCGUGGACGAGACCUUCUCCGACCGCGAGAGCUCCCUGGAGCCCUGCCUGCCCUGCACCAUCUGCGACGAGGAAACGGAGAUCCAGACGGCCCUGUGCACGCCCACCAACGACUCCGUCUGUCACAAUCCAAACCUGCCUAAAUACUUGACUCCCACCUUUGAUCCAUUUGCAUCGUCCCCUCCGGACUACUUCUUCCCCUAUGGCUCUGAGAGUCCCAUCCCGGUUGGGGAGACGACCACCUCCAGCGCGGGUUCUCCUCGCUUUCUGGGCCACGGCCUCAACGAAAACCUCAUCCCCAUCUACUGCUCCAUCCUGGCUGCUGUGGCCGUGGGCCUGGUGGCCUACUUUGCCUUCAAAAGGUGGAAUAGCUGCAAGCAGAACAAACAGGCAGCUAAUAACCGUGCAGCCACAAACAACCAGAUGGUGACGCCGGAGGGGGAGAAGCUGCACAGCGACAGCGGCAUCUCGGUGGACACCCAGAGCCUGCAGGAGCAGCAGCAGCAGCAGGCUCAGGCCGAAGUCCAGCCCCAGCCCUCACUCUCCCACACGCAGGAGCAAAUAGUGGUGAGCGUGGACGGCAGCCCCGAGCACGACUCCCCUCCCCCCGAAUACUGAGGAAGAGGAGGUGGCAGAGCUAAGGCCCGGGGGGAGACAACUGGAGAGUUGAACCGUGGACCAAAGUAAAGGCCGGGGGGGGUGCCACACAGAGAAUGUAAAAACGAACUUCGAUUGAUAACUGAAGUGGCCACAGAGCAACAACUACACUUACAUGGACCUUCCAGGACCUUUGGGCCACAUUCUGACUCUUCAUCCUGGUAUUUUGAGUCCGGCUCUGCCAGUCAACCGGCUGGGACAAAAAAAAAAAAAAAAAAAACUCUACGGCAAUAUCAACUACUGUCUGAAUGAGUGUUACUAAGCUGUAUGCCAUCUCAUAUUAACAGAUUCUUUCAUAUGACAUCAUUCUCAGUAGCUGCCAGUUUAACAUCUUCCUCCCGUUUUACGUUUGACUGAGGUCAACUGCCAUGAAACAUUAGUGCCUGAGAGCUAAAUAGGCAGAGAGUUACUCUAUUAGAUUCUCUAUUUUUUAUUUUAUUUUCAUCAUCAGAAUGGGGCAGCUUUUUCCUCGCGUAUCUUCCUCUGUGAAAUCCCACUCUCAGAUAAUCCUCAGAAGGACUCGCUCUAUUGUUCCCCCCGCUGUCAGUGAUUCAAAAGCAACAGGGGAGUCGUGAGUCACUAAACUCCUUUCUUCGUGUGUUUCUUCAUGUGUCAGUUAACCACAGAUGCGUUUCUUUUCGUCCUGUCUCAGAAAACGAAUGUGUCACUAUCUGAAACUGCCUGGGAGGGACUCGUAUUUGGGAAGAGAGGUUCCUUACUUUCUCUUCUGCUGAGUAAUCGGCUGUUUUUGCUCGGUCAGAUGCUUAAAACCUCACGCCCAAAGGCUGGGCUCAUGUUUGUGGUGCAGCGCUGUCAUUUUUGAGGCUUUUUCAGGCUGCCUCCGUGCACCUCUGUGGAUCCUGCCUUUGCAGCCAGCAGAAGAGGAGCAUCUCUGGACUCCGGAGCGAUGCUGACUCACCGCAGCCCCGAAGGGAAGGGGGGAAGCCGUAUCCAGAGCUGGAAACGCCGCAGUGACGUCAUCUCUUUAAUGAAUCCGGGACCGAAAUAACAUCCCGAGCAAGGAAUCCCAUCUAUAAUCAUUUACACAUUCGGAGGAGAAAAUUAGGACGCCCCUCAGAGGAUGCACGCACCUCCACCUCCACAGGGCCCACUCCUACCGCCUAGCAUCCAGCUCCAUCUGUGUUCCGGAGUGUGAUGAACGGUGUUCGGGCUGUAACGCUUUGUCGCAGGGGGCUCAUGUCAACACAGAGCCCAUUAAGGAGACGUCUUGACAGGCAGGUAGUAAUUACCUCAGGGUUUCAGCUUCAUUUACCCUCCGCUCCCCCUCUCAUGGGGAUUAAUGUAGUGGACAGUGACGGGCUGGCGGCCCUCGCCGAAGCCCCUCAGUGUGACAUUACAGAUCCCUUUUUUCCAAGACUGAGGCCACUGGCAUUUGUUACAUCGCCAUGGUGAUAUAAAGCACUUAGUCCGGGCUCACUUCCAUAUCUCGCCGGCCUUUUUUCCAUAGAAGACCGCUUGUAGAAGCAGUCAGUUUAUCCGCCAUGUAAAGAAAUAUACUGUAGAGGACAGGUACCUUCUCAGGAUUCAUUUUGUUGUAUAUGAGAUUAUGGGGACUUUCUGGACAAAAGUAAAGACAAGUCUGAAAGACGGGCUGCUAUCGAGGGUUACAACACCGAUUCGUUUAAUGACUUUUUUCAAAUACAAACUAAUCGUUUAGCAUUUAAACAGCAUCCUGAAGCCCACAUUUGCACUGUAGCCGUAAACCUAACCCUCCCAGUUCAGAUGCUGAAAAUGUUCUUUGCUUUUGGACCAAACAUAAAGUCAGCUUGAGUUCAGUUGCGCUUCCAUUUGAUUUACUCAACUUUCCUCACCUCCCAAUGUUAAGUUGGCCACAAAUCACCAGUGGGACGGAUGGGGUGUGCUGAUUCAUUCAUUUUGGAAGACUAUGAACCCCUUCAUGCAAGAGAUGUCUGGUUUAAAACUGCUCUUGCGCAAUGUUUUGUACGAUCACUGUAGAUGGUGAUCCUGUGUUCUGUGAUUGAUUCUGUGGUCUUUAGCCGGGGUCCCCUUGUUGGAGACCUCCAGUGUGGAUUGUGCCAGUGCCAUCUGCACCAAAACAAACCAAAACUGCUCUGUUUGCUUUAAAACUAGCAAAGCAAUCACCCAAAACUAUGAAAUCCAUCGAGUCCCAUACCCAAAGCUUCAUGAAAACAAAAGCAUUCUCACAACAAGAAGCAUGUGAAGUCAUAAUAUUUCUGACAGGUGGAACCAAAUUGUCUAUCCAUUUCGAGAAAAGUUGGAAGUUAUUUCUUGCUAUCGGUGUUUGUAAGGCUGAGUUGUAGAAAGAAAAUGUCUCCCAGAGAGAAGAAAACAGUGAAAAUGAGUCAUCACAUCCUGUUUGGCGCUGCAUUGAUUGAUCACAUCACCUCAAGACAAUUAAACUUCCUCAUUCAACUUGUGAUUCAUGAACCGCUGCAGCGUAAUUAUUGGAAACUUUUUCAGCUCUGUGGCUGAUGUGGUGUCGACAUGUGACCAAGCAAGUGUGUGAUUCACGCCUCUGCUGAGCGAGUCGGUGUGAUUCAUUCUGGCCCUCGCUGUGGCGGUGACAUUAAAGCAAACCGCUGCAGUCGGACCAAAGUGACCAAAGUUGAUUAAAAAAAAAGGCUCGAAUCCAUCUCCCCCUGAGGCCCGCUCCGCCUCCAGCCGUGCACUCAUCCUCCCUGAGCUCACGACUUCCUUCUCAGACACUUUUAGUAAGAAUGUGCAGCAUGAAUAUAACAAAUGCCGGACACAUUCACUCUCUCUUCAUUUGUUUCCCCUUUGUGUUUGUUUUUACAUUUCUCGUUUGCGCAUAGUAUGAAUAGUACACCACUUUGGAAUCAGUAUUUUUUCUAUCUGAUGUUAUUUUGUAGCACUUAUUAGAUGUAAUAUGAAUGCACUCAAAGAGUGCCCCACAGCUCAAGUGCCUGUACAAUGUCUUGAGAAAUUUUCUGUUGAGAAGUUUAAGUAGAUAUCUUGUUUGCAUUUUUCCACUGAUUUUAUGCUUUUAUGUGCAUUUGUUUUGGAUAAUUGAAAUCUAAUGAAGGCUUUUAGGGAACAGAAUAAUGGACAAACUCUGGAGACUUACACAAACUGUAUAAACUAGGCACCCAUUUAAAGACUUGGAUUACUUUCAGGCUGCCAGUGAACACAUAUGAUAUGUUAACAUGAUAUGAAUAUAGGUCCAUGUAGCAUUAUGAAAACGUAUACAUGUCAUGGGGUACUGCUACUCUGAAAUUUGCAUAGGCCAUUUGUCGGUGGAGAUCAGCUCUACUGGACAGAUCUUUUGCAUGGACAGUAAGUUCAUCAUGACAUCUGCAGUAUACUGACAUCUAUGGGGAGGCUCACUGUGACUCUCUGUGAUUUUAUUACUUGAUACAGAUGAAUCAGAACCCAGUUCCCCAAAAAGCUGAAUGUCACAUGUAGUUAUCUACUAAUGUAAAAUGCAUUGUGUAAAUGUGAAUUUCUUAGAGUUGAUACAAGAUUAAAAAAUACAUAAUAAAAUUGAAAUGAACAUCAGUAAUAAAAUAAUUAAAAAAAGAUG